AUGCACAUGGGACCGAUCGGCUCAAACCCAGUCGCCUGGAAUAUUGACAUGGCGGGAUGGAUCCGUCAUCCACGAAUGGACGUGCACAUCCCGCAUCGCCCAUCGCCCAUCGCCCACCGCCCGUCGCAAACGGUGCCGCUCCCAGCUUGUUCCCAGCCCGAUUCGAUGCUGGCUCUGUCACUCUGGCCGCCGUCCAACCGGGAUGACAAGAAACGCCGUCCUCUUCCGUCUCGUCCCCGGGACCGGGGGCAAGCCCUGUUGGCUGGUGGCCCUGUUCUCCUACGACUACUUAACCCAAAUCCCUUCAGUCAGGAUACGGGUUUGUUGAUGAGGGGACCCUGGGCCUAA
Colletotrichum lupini is the source of this 348-nucleotide messenger RNA. RefSeq lists its product as uncharacterized. The record is from RefSeq and is a predicted model, not a curated record. The transcript is spliced from 2 exons. Lineage: Eukaryota; Fungi; Ascomycota; Sordariomycetes; Glomerellales; Glomerellaceae. Bases 1 to 348 code for a protein of 115 amino acids.